Molecule: messenger RNA, 6190 nt
Organism: Vollenhovia emeryi
Lineage: Eukaryota; Metazoa; Arthropoda; Insecta; Hymenoptera; Formicidae
Gene: Mdr49
Product: multidrug resistance protein homolog 49
Exons: 17
Coding region: 815-4855 (1346 amino acids)
Biological process (GO): transmembrane transport
Cellular component (GO): membrane
Molecular function (GO): ATP binding; ABC-type transporter activity; ATP hydrolysis activity
Source: RefSeq, a predicted model, not a curated record
CAUUAAUGUCUGCCAAGCAGACCCGGACAGACAUAAGUAAGCGACCGUCACCACGGAUACGCACUCACACUCGCUCGGUCACGCAAUGUGACGAGUGAGGUAGGUAGUAGACGGCGGUAUACAUAGAGUUUCUGGUGGCAGAGGGGUCAGUGUAAAACUGCCUUCUGCCCGUAGCGUGUCGAAUCGUAGUCGGUCGAGUCAACUGUCGCACAGAUCGACCCAGGCCCUUCUUCGAUCCAGAAGAGCCCUACAGAGAAAGCGCGACAGCUCCUAUCUGAGAAUUUCCUUAUCGCGAGGGGUUACCGGACACCAAAACCCUCCAAUUCCUCCGCUCUUUCUGUACAGGAAAAUUCGAUUGAUAAGCGGCCACAUGGUGAAGCAGAGGAGGUUUAUCGGGAAUACCGACAACAAAAUGAUCAAUAUACGAGAACGUUUGCGGAUGUCUUAAGAGGAUAAUUUAAUUCGCACGCCGUCCGAUUGUAUGAAACGUUGUUCCUCGUGAGUCGAGGCACGCAGGGUUGUAAGAAGAGUAAAGAUUUUAGACGCUGCUGUUUAUUUUACGGAGGAGGAGAAGCGUAAGCCAAAGUAUAAUCGGGAGUAUUAUCCGCGGUAUUCAUUACGCUCGUGACUCUCGCGGUAUUGAUACGAAGGGAAUUAAACAGAUUUGCAUACCGCAAUUGAGGGAACGCGUGAUUGAGCUCCGCGGUGAAAAACGGACGAUGCUUUAAUCAGCGAAGCCCAACCGAAUUUCCGAGCCUCAUGCGCCACGCCGGGCGGAGUUUCGUCAUAAUGAGUCGUUAAUUAAGAAUGCACAAUGACGCAGCGAAUUUAUCCGUUGUCCACGAGCCCCCGCGAGGGGUCACCGGAUAUCCAAAUGGAGACACUCAGAGCAAAUCACUCCCCCCGCCAGGAAAAGAUCCUCUCGAGAUACACGCUACGAGACAAGGAGAGGGAUAAACAUGAAGCCGAAUACAUGCUACGGAAAAACGGCAAAGCAAUGGAGUUUAUAUCAUCGCAAACGAAGGAGGAAGAGGAGGACACGUCAGCCUCGGAGCAGCCGACGUUGCAACCCGUGCCCUACCACAAACUGUUUCGAUUUGCGACGUGGGGCGAGUUGACGCUGAUCUUCCUAGGCCUGAUGCUGGGCUGCCUCGUAGGCAUGUGCAUUCCAGUGGCGAUCAUCGAAUACGGUGAAUUCAGCACCAUGCUGUUGGAUCGUAACAGAAACGACACGACCACACCGACCUUCAUAUUGCCGUGGUUCGGGGGUGGCAAGAUUUUAUACGCUAAUGCAACGCGCGAAGAGAGGAUGGACGCUCUUUACGACGAUGCGGUGGCUUUUGGCGCCGCUUGCGCGUCGUUAUCGGCGCUUAUGUUCGUCCUCAGCAUGCUUAUGGUCGACACGCUCAAUAUCGCCGCGAGUAGACAAAUCUCCAGGGUGCGCAAGAUGUUCCUGAGAGCGGUUCUCAGGCAGGACAUGUCGUGGUACGACACGAACACGUCGACCAACUUCGCCAGCAGAAUCAACGAGGAUUUAGAAAAGAUGAAAGAGGGCAUGGGGGAGAAGCUGAGCAUUAUCACGUAUCUGGUAACGUCGUUCUUCGCCUCGGUCAUCAUCUCGUUCGUGUACGGCUGGAAGCUGACCCUGGUCAUGCUAAGCUGCGCGCCGAUCAUAAUAAUCACCACGGCCAUUGUCGCCAAGGUGCAAAGUUCUCUCUCGGCUAAGGAGCUGGCGGCCUACGGUCAGGCCGGUAGCGUCGCCGAGGAAGUUCUCGCCGCCAUCAGGACCGUGGUCGCGUUCAACGGCGAGCAGAAGGAGGUGGAGAGGUACUCGGAGAAGCUCGUGCCCGCGGAAAGGACUGGCACCAAGAGAGGCAUGUGGUCCGGAAUCGGCGGCGGCGUCAUGUGGCUCAUCAUAUAUCUCAGCUACGCGCUAGCGUUCUGGUACGGCGUGCAAUUAAUCCUGGAUGACCGGGUGAAGGAGGUGAGGGAGUACACGCCGGCGGUAUUAGUGAUCGUGUUCUUCGGCGUUUUAUCCGGCGCGCAAAACAUGGGCCUGACCUCACCGCAUCUCGAGGCGUUCGCGAUGGCUCGGGGCUCGGCGGCCGCGGUUUUCAACGUUAUCGAUCGCGUGCCGUUGAUCGACAGCCUCAGCAAGGAGGGCCUGCGGCUGGACGCCGUCAACGGCGAGCUCGAAUUCAGGAACGUCGCGUUCCGCUAUCCGGCGCGGAAGGACGUCCAGGUGCUCGAGGCGCUGAAUCUGAAGAUCAAUCGCGGCGAGACGGUCGCGCUCGUCGGCGAAUCCGGAUGCGGCAAGUCCACGUGUCUGCAGCUCGUUCAACGGCUCUACGACCCCCUCGACGGACAGGUCCUGCUGGACGGGGUCGACGUGUCGACGUUGAACGUUCAAUGGCUGCGCUCGCACAUCGGCUUGGUCGGUCAGGAGCCGGUACUCUUUGACACGACGAUACGCGAGAACAUCCGUUACGGAAAUGACAGCAUUACCGAGGAGGAGAUGAUCAAAGCCGCGAAGGAAGCGAACGCUCAUGACUUCAUCAGCAAACUGCCGGAGGGAUACGAUAGUCCAGUGGGCGAGAGAGGCUCUCAGAUGUCGGGCGGACAAAAGCAGAGAAUCGCCAUCGCACGCGCGCUGGCGAGAAAUCCGGCGAUUCUUCUGCUGGACGAGGCGACGUCUGCGCUGGACGUUCACAGCGAGGCGACCGUGCAGAGAGCCCUUGACGCGGCAGCGAAGGGAAGAACGACGAUUAUAGUCAGCCAUAGACUCUCGACUAUCACCAACGUCGACAGGAUCGUGUUUAUUAAGGAUGGACUCGUCGUCGAGCAAGGGACCCACGAGGAAUUAAUGGCGCUCAAAAAUCAUUAUUACGGGCUGCAUUCCGCAAACGCGGAAGCCUUGGCUAAAGACAAGGUCACGAGGGCCGCUGCCAAGAGCAUGGUGUCCCCGAAGGUGAAGAUAAACCCGCCGUUGAACAAACAAUUCUCCACGUUAUCCGCACACUCCCAUCGACUCUCCCUCGCGAGAUCCGAGUCCUCGGUAGAGGAGGAACUGGACGAGUACGACAAACCUUACGACGCGCCUAUGAUGAGGAUAUUCGGAUUGAACAAGCCGGAAUGGCCGUUGAAUUUGAUCGGGUGUAUCGCGGCGGCGAUAGUAGGCGCUUCCUUCCCAGCCUUCGCUAUACUAUUCGGCGACAUCUACUACAUACUGAAUCUUCCCGACAACGAGCAAGUCAUGAGGGAGACCAUUCACCUCUCGAUACUCUUCAUCGUCGUCGGCUUGAUCACAGGCACCGGCACCUUCCUACAGAUGCACAUGUUCGGCCUGUCCGGCGUGCGUAUGACGACGCGACUAAGGAAGAUGGCGUUCAACGCGAUGCUGAAGCAAGAGAUGGGCUGGUACGACGAGGACAAGAACAGCGUGGGUGCGCUCUGCGCGAGGCUCUCGUCGGACGCCGCGGCCGUCCAGGGCGCGACCGGGACUCGCGUCGGCUCGAUGCUGCAGGCCUUCUCGACCCUCGUGAUCGGGAUCGGUAUAUCCAUGUACUACACCUGGAAGAUGACGCUGGUCUCGGUGGUGUCGAUCCCGCUGGUGCUCGGCGCGGUGUUCUUCGAGGCGCGAGUCAUGGGCGGCCAGGGUAUGCAGGAAAAGAAGAAGAUGGAGUCAGCCACCCGGGUGGCCGUCGAGGCGAUAACCCACAUACGUACGGUCGCCAGUCUCAACAAGGAGGACGUCUUCUUCAAGAGGUACUGCGUGGAACUGGACCUCGUCGCCCGCGCGAUCAGAAUCAGGAGCAGGCUGAGAGGAAUAGUGUACUCGUGUGGUCAGACCGUGCCAAUGUUCGGUUACGCCAUCAGUCUCUAUUACGGCGGUUACCUGGUGGCCAGGGAGGGACUGAGUUACGAGAAAGUCAUCAAGGUGUCGGAAGCGUUGAUCUUCGGCUCGUGGAUGCUCGGGCAGGCGCUGGCCUUUGCGCCGAAUUUCAACACGGCCAAGAUCUCGGCCGGCAAAAUCUUCAAGCUGUUCGACAGAGUUCCAGAAAUCGCUUCGCCACCGGGAUCAGAGGGAAAGGACCUAGACUGGAAGGCAGACGGCUUGAUACAAUACUCGAAGCUCGACUUCCAUUAUCCGACGCGGCCGGAGAUGCCGGUGCUCAAAGGGCUGAACCUAAUCGUGAAGCCGGGCCAGAUGGUGGCUCUCGUGGGUCAGAGCGGCUGCGGGAAAUCCACCUGUAUUCAGCUGCUGCAGCGGCUCUACGAUCCGAUCUCCGGCACCGUGACACUGGAUCGACGUGACAUCGCCUCGGUCUCGCUGGCCACGCUCAGGUCGCAGCUCGGCGUCGUGGGGCAGGAGCCGGUGCUCUUCGACAAAACGAUCGCGGAGAACAUCGCUUACGGCGACAACAGCCGAGAGGCGGCCAUGGACGAGAUCAUCGAGGCCGCCAAAAUGUCGAACAUCCAUACAUUCGUCACUUCGCUACCACUGGGUUACGACACAAGGUUGGGAUCAAAGGGCACUCAGCUGAGCGGUGGGCAGAAGCAGCGAAUAGCGAUCGCACGUGCGCUAUUGAGAAAUCCUCGAGUCUUGCUGUUGGACGAGGCCACUUCGGCCCUCGAUACUCAAAGCGAGAAGGUCGUACAGGCGGCCCUGGACAAGGCCAUGCAGGGUAGAACGUGUAUCACCAUAGCCCACCGUCUGGCUACUGUAAGGAACGCCGACGUGAUCUGCGUGCUUGAUAAGGGCAACGUAGCCGAAAUGGGCACCCACGACGACCUGAUGGCGGCCGAUGGUCUCUACGCUCACUUACACACUCUCCAGGAGUCCUCUAUAGAAUAGUAGUGGAGGAGCGGGACCAGAGGCGUCGGAUUCCUUCGCUCUUUCCUCUCUCGCUCGCGCGAUACCGGCCGUCGCGGUGCAUCGAGCGUCUUGAAGGCGCAUGGACCGAGUCGGGGACGGUCGAGAGCGCUUGGAAAGCGGAGGAGAAUCAAACCGCGCGAAGACCACAGAGCGGAAACUCGAGUGGCCGCCACCGCCACCGCCGAGAGGCUCGUCGACCACGAGAUGUCGAGGAACACAAGCGACGGCCCGGCUUCCAAAGGAACGCUAAUACAGAAGACGGAUCUUGUAGCUUUACGGAGGUUUCAGCGGCUUAUUUUCGCCAAUUCCCCAGCAAGCGCGACAUCAGGGAGCAUCGUUCGCAAUUGAGAUCACUAAUCGAGAAUCGAGCGACUUAUUUUCGGCGUAAAUUCACUCGUAAAUUAAAAUCAGGGCUUCUAUUAAUAUCCGGAUUCUUGGAAUUUAACUGUCGGCCCGUGAGACACGCGAUCUGAAUGAUCCCGUCAAUGUUAUCGCCCUGCAUUCAUCUUUUCACGCGGGUCGACACGAGACAAUUACGGUAGCGUUACCGCGAAAUUCGUACAUCCUGAUAGCCGUUCAUUGAAUUCGUGCGCGCGCGAUCUUAGACAAAUAGUCCUCAUUGUCACCAACUAACGAAGGCUGAUGAAGCGAAUAACGAAUAUUCGCUUCCCUCUUUCCCUCCCAUUUCCCCCCCCCCCUGCAUCUCCACGACCAUUUUACUCGCGCUUGUCAUUUCCUCUCUGAUAGUUUUAUACAAAAUAUUUUCGCGGCUGAUAGACUUAAGUCCUCCGUCAAAGGCGUCCUUUUACCGGAGGCGUGCACGUUACUUCUCCUGGCGGCCACGUUACUUCAUUAGGCAUUGUACCUCGCACGUACACCCACGUAACAAUUUAUCCUUCUAGACAGCGAGACGCGGCAUUAUCCGUAAAGGCAGACGACGUAAUAGACUUUACCGUCCCCCUCCCCCGUCGCCGUUACUCCGGAGCGUUUUCUCAGGUGAUGAUGUUUUUUCGCGCGCGCAGAACACCACGUGGAAUUUCUGCGAUCUUUACGCGAGAGCCAUCUCUCUAAAAGUCAAUCGGUGGAUUAUCACUGAAGGCAGUAAAUAGAUAAAAAAAUAGUUUCGCUGCCGUAGCUAAUGAUAGUUUGCUGAAAAUAUUUUGCUGCCAUCACUGUAAUUCGUGCCGAGCGAACCGGUCUUCGCAAAUGGCUGUAUUCCUGUUAUUCUGUUGUCUAACCUGCAUUACGCUUUUCUAUCUCUCUUAAAUUUUCAACUUCAUCAGCGUUAUUCGCGAUCUUCGUCUAUCUACUCGA